Molecule: messenger RNA, 486 nt
Organism: Paramecium octaurelia
Lineage: Eukaryota; Ciliophora; Oligohymenophorea; Peniculida; Parameciidae
Source: the annotation of a GenBank genome assembly
AUGAUAUCUGAAGACUUAGAGAUUGAUCUGUUAACAUCAUCAAAUGUUGAUAGAGAUAAUGAUUUUACUGAAAAUAAAAAACAACAUAUAAGUUAAAAUCACACUCGUGUCAGUACAAAAACUAAAAGAGGAAGACCGCCCAAAUAAAAAAAAAAGGCUCCAAACUAAAAAACUUAAACUACAGAAGAAAGAAAAAUUGAUGAGAGCCCUGAUAUAAUUAUGAUUGGAUCUUCAAAAGCAAAAAUGGCUAAGGCAAACACUAUAAUGAAGAAGAUUAAAAAAAAAUUUACAGCUGCAAAAAAACAAAAAUAAUCGUAACAUGAAGGAUAAAAGGCACAGAAGCAAAUAAAAGCAAAACCGAAUAAAUCAUAGUCAAAGUUUCAAUCUGUAGUUUAGAGUUUCAAAACAUUUCUCAAUUAAUUUAAGGAGAACAUGAAAAGAGCUUUAGAUGAAGGAGAAAAAAUACUUAAGGAAAUCGAAUAAUGA